AUGAGGUCGUCGGUCAGCUGUUGGCUCGUUUUGGCACUGGCGCAUUGGUCCGCCGCCCUGCUGAUGUUUGAUAGAGGUUUAUCGUUUUCCUUUGAUUGAUGAUAAGGAAUCGCCUUGCCUUUUUCGGCGCUGAAUAGUUUAAAAGCGGAAAUGAGAUACAAACAACGUUGACCAUAUUCAUGAGAGACUAGUUUUCAAAUUUAAUGUAGAAGGAAGUUUGGAAAGUCUUCAAUAAAACAAAAAAAUGAGGUGAAGCUCACAAAAAGGUCUUGGAAAACUGCAGAAGCUUUUUUUUCAGCUGUUCAGCCUUUUCUUGUAAAAGGUCUUUAUAUUUGAACUUCUAAAAUUCACGAAAGUUCGCAAUUUUCGUCGUAGUUGGAUUUCUGAACGGUUCUGGAAAGGUUCCUAAAAAGGUCGAAAAAACUUCAUUUCAGCUGCUCUACCUCUUUCUGUUCUUUCUAAUAAAUGUUCUGUUUUUAAAAAACUCAUCUCAGAUAGAAGGCUUUGAGAAUAAACAAAAACAAAAAAAAAAUGCAUUUUUGACAUACUUCAUUAAGGAAAAGGUAACAACUAGUUAAUUCUGAACAGGCUAUUUUUUUCAAACAAAAAAAUUGACUUUUUUUAGGCGUGUCGGGUUGCAGAAAAAUUUUUGAGGAAAGUAGCGAAAAUCGAAACUUUUUCUCCAUUGAUUUCUUUAAAAUUUUUCAAACUUGAGAACAAAUGAGCCAUGAAAAUAAUAAAAACUAUAAAAGACUUUUUUUUUCAGUACAAACGGAAAGCGCCUGCUUGAUGGCAAUGUGCGAAGCCGACUCAGGAUGUGUACCGAUUGGCUGUUCAAUCGACCACUUUGACCGUAUAGGCUGCGGCUAUUUCCGCCUCAACAUUUACCAGUUCAGGGUGAGUUAAAACAUUUUUUUCUCAGGUCAAAAAAAUAAAAUUAUUUAUCUUAAUUGAAACACCAAAAAAAUCAAAUAAUAUUGAAAAAAAUCUUUUUUUCCGAGUUUUCCGUUCUAUUUUUGUGAUUUUUCCAAUACUUUCCAAGUUAUAGUCGGUCCAGAAUCAUCUUUGGCGGUGAAUUUCUACGCAGAGUGAAGAAAUUUUCCAAAAAGGCUACAAAAUGAAAACACAAUGGGAGGUUCAAACCACAGUUCCUCUAUUAAUAACUUCUAGAAUACAGGCUUCACUCGUGUUUGAGCAUCUAAAUUCCUGCCCUGUUGUUAAGAAGCAAUUGAUUCGUAAAAUAAUUUCCAGCAAUGCUACCAGCCGGGAAUGAAAGACGUCGACGACGAGGAAUCGGCCUGGAUUCGUUGCGCCGAAGACUACGAGUGCUCUUCCCAGUGUAUUAAGGUAUAUUUCCGGUUUCGAAAAAAUUUUUUUCUCACAAAUGAUAGGUUAUUUUUUUAUAUACGGUAUAAAGAUGAGUAGUUAGAAUAGAAACAAGAUAAAAAUGCAGUGAUAUAAGCAGAAACGGACAUUGGAAAAAAAUUUUAAAAACGAAAGAAUGAUUCGUAAAAAAAGGACAUUUGAAAGUCAAUACGUUUGACCCACAUAGAUUCAUUGAAGCCGUUAAAAAAAUCGUUUCUAGAAAUUAAUUUAUUCUACAAGAGGCUGUUUUUUUAAAUCUCCCCAAAAAAAUCUUGACUUAAUUUAUUUCCUUUCUUCAAAAGAUAAUCAAAAGACUUAUCUUUAUUUCUUCUAUUGCUUUAUUUUCAUUUAUCCCCUUUGCCACACAGUUCAUGGUCCAAUGAACUUUGCCUACGCACUCAUUCAUUAAUUUUGAAUCAUUCUUCGAAAUUUCCGGUUCACCGGCUAUUUUCUGAAUAUUCUAUCGGAUGACGCUUUCUGCUCGUCGAAAGUAAAUAUACAAAAUUUCUUUUUUUGGACAUUCAAAAGAUCAAAAAUCUAACUCCUAGGUCAUCGAAAACAGUCUGACGAUGAUAUUCGAGUGACCGGUCAAUAUACUUUUUCCUGUUACGUUUUUUUUGAACUGUACUUCCACCUGUGCCAGGAGAGGAAUGAUAAAGACUUCAGAAAAUUGUGAAGUGGCUACAAAAUUUCGUAAUUUUUGAGGAGAAAUCUGAGUGAUUCACUAUACUAUCCAAAAAAAAAACUUUUUAAGCUCAAAGCUUUUUCUUCUAUUCAUUUUCAGAGCAAUCUACAUGUUACUUUGAAUAUUUUAUUGAAUCAUUUUUUUAGCUUUUUCAAAUUAGUAGUGAAAUUGAUCCAAACCGUCUCUGUCCAAAACCGCUUUAAUUUAAAAAAAGAGGCGGUUUCAAAUAUUUCGAUCUGUUUAUAGUUUGCUCUAGUUUAUCUCUAUUACUCUUGAAAAAAGAAAAGAGAUUUCUGAUUAACUUUCACGACUUUGAAACAUGAGUCAUUAUUUUAUGAAUUUAGACGCUGGGAAGCCGAUUCCGUGUCAAAUGUUACGGCAAGAACGAUUGUGAGACUCUGGCGAGGAUCCACGACGGAGGCGCCAAUGGCUGUCGUGACAGGUCCGAGUUUUCUUCUACUCUUGAUAAUCCGCAUCCGACCCAAAACGACUUGCGCGCAAGAGAAUGAAACAUCUCAUCUUCUAACGGCUAGGCGUUCGCGACAUAUUGAGCCAUUCUGCAUGCGACCAUGUUUGAAUCAAUCAAUUUUUUUUUUUCAGAAAAACGAUCGGUUACUGGAAACGCGUGCGGGACAACUGCGGCCCAGAAUGCAACUUGCCAAUCUUCACAAGACAUUUUUAA
Caenorhabditis auriculariae is the source of this 2732-nucleotide messenger RNA. The record is from the annotation of a GenBank genome assembly. Lineage: Eukaryota; Metazoa; Nematoda; Chromadorea; Rhabditida; Rhabditidae.